This is a messenger RNA of Paramisgurnus dabryanus, 6720 nucleotides long. NCBI's taxonomy places the organism in Eukaryota, Metazoa, Chordata, Actinopteri, Cypriniformes, Cobitidae. The record is from RefSeq and is a predicted model, not a curated record.
CCUUGAUGUGUGUUCCGCAGUGAGAACCAUCUCUCUCGAGUUUGCCAAGUCCGACCGGAUUCUUGGGUUUAUGGGUGUGAGUGUUAUUACGUUUAAACGUACUGAUCUUAUCUUGACUCAACACACCUACAGCAACAUGAGGACGAUCACUUUACUCUUCAUCAUCAUCAUUUCUUUUUUCAUCAACGGUGUGUUUGGUGAUGCAGUGAAGUCAUUGUCAGUGAUUGAGGGAGAUUCUCUUACUCUACACACUGAUAUUACUGACAUAACGGCAUCAGAUGCUCUGAUAGUAACAUGGACAUUUGGGCCUCAAAACACUAAAAUAGCUCAGAUCGAUAGAGAAGCCAAAAUAUUUUUCACAGAUGAUGUUCAGAUUUUCAAAAAACAAUUGAAGCUGAACAGCCAGAAUGGAGAUCUCACCAUCACAAACAUCAGAACUGAACAGACUGGACUUUAUAAUGUACGGAUAAAUUUCAGACAAAAGAUUAUAGAGAAAAGUUUCAGUGUUAGCGGUGUGAGGAACCCAGAGUCAGAUCAACUAAAGUCAGUGUCAGUAAAGGAUGGAGAUUCUGUUACUCUACUGGCUGAUGAUCGUGAUAUCAAGAAAUAUGAUGUGAUGCAAUGGAGAUUUCAAGGGAUUCGUAUAGCUCAUUUCAAUAAAUCAGCCAGUGAAAUAUCAGAAGACGAGAGAUUCAGAGACAAACUGCAGCUGGAUGUUCAGACUGGAUCUCUUAAAAUCAAGAACAUCAGAACGGAUCUCUCUGGACUUUAUCAAGUAGAUCUCACCAGCACCACCACCAGCAGCAGUUAUACCAUACAUCAGACAUUCAAUGUUACUGUCAGUGGUGAAGUGAAGUCAGUGUCAGUGAUGAAGGGUGAUCCUCUCAUAAUAAACACUGAUGUUCCUGACAUUAAGACCUAUGAUCGGAUACUGUUCAUCUUUGGAUGUGAUGACACGAUUGCUGAUGUAAAUAGACAUUUCCCAAACAAACAGUUCACUCUAGAUGGGAAAGACAGAGACAGACUGAAGCUGAAUGAUCAGACUGGAGAUCUCACAAUCACAAAAAUCAAAAUUGAAGAUGCUGGAGAUUAUGAACUGAAGAUGAGCAGCAGUAGACGAACCAUUCAGAGGAGAUUCAGAGUUAAUGUCAGUGAGCCAGGUCUGUCUCCAAGUGCUGUAGCAGGACUAUCUGUUUUCUUCCUUCUGUUUAUUGCUGCUGCUGCUGCUGCUGGUGUGAUUUUCUAUCGCCGUAAGAUCGCUGAAUUAUUGGGUGAAACAAAAAUACUGGAAGUGUAUGAGGGAGAAUCUGUUGAUCUGAAGACUAAAAUUAAAGACAUAAAUAGAGAUGAUGUGAUAGAGUGGAGAUUUGGAGAAACUCUCAUAGCUAAAAUCAAUCCUGCCAACAAUAUCUUCAGUACAUAUGAUGGUGAUGAUGAUCUAUUCAGAGAUAAACUGAAGCUGAAUCAUCAGACUGGAGAUCUCACCAUCAGUGACUUCAGAGUGAAACACACUGGAGUUUAUAAACUGAAGAUCAUCAGAGGAGGAAAAACCUCACACAGGAGAUUCAGUGUGUUUGUCAGAGAGAGAAUUGUAGUAUAUGAGGGAGAAUCUGUCCCUCUGAAGACUGAAGUUAAUGACAUACAGAGAGUUGAUGUGAUAGAGUGGAGAUUUGGAGAUAAAGAAACUCCCAUAGCUAAAAUCAAUCCUGCUAACAAUAUCUUCAGUACAUCUGAUGGUGAUGAUGAUCUAUUCAGAGAUAAACUGAAGCUGAAUCCUCAGACUGGAGAUCUCAACAUCAGAAACAUCAGACAGAAACACGCUGGAGUUUAUACACUGAGGAUCAUCAGAGAUAGAGAAACCUCAUACAAGAAAUUCAGAGUUCAUGUCAGAGAUGAUUUGGCAUUAAGAGGACGGGCUGUACAGUCAUCCACAGCAUAUGGUUGGGUAGCAUCAAAUGCCAUUGACAAUUCACCCUUCACCUGCACCCAUACUGACACAUCUGAUAACCCCUGGUGGAGACUGGAUCUACUGGAUUCUUACUACAUCUCUAGAGUCGUCAUCACUAACAGAAAAGACUGCUGUGCGGAGCGACUCAACGGAGCAGAAAUUCGUAUGGGAAACUCUUUGGAAAACAACGGCAACAAUAAUCCCAGAUAUGCUGUGCUAAAUGAUGUGGCAGCGGGUCAGUCUGUGUCUGUGUCCUGUCACAAUACGAACGGACGAUAUGUGAACGUCAUCAUACCUGGAAGUUCAAAAAUUCUUUCUCUUGCUAAAGUGGAGGUGUAUCAGGCAGAGGAUUUGGCAUUAAGAGGACGGGCUGUGCAGUCAUCCACAGCAUAUGGUUGGGAAGCAUCAAAUGCCAUUGACAAUUUACCCUUCACCUGCACCCAUACUGACACAUCUGAUAACCCCUGGUGGAGACUGGAUCUACUGGAUUCUUACUACAUCUCUAGAGUCGUCAUCACUAACAGAAAAGACUGCGGUGCGGAGCGACUCAACGGAGCAGAAAUUCGUAUGGGAAACUCUUUGGAAAACAACGGCAACAAUAAUCCCAGAUAUGCUGUGCUGGAUGGUGUUGCAGCGGGUCAGUCUGUGUCUGUGUCCUGUCACAAUACGAACGGACGAUAUGUGAACGUCAUCAUACCUGGAUAUUCAAAAAUUCUUUCUCUUGCUAAAGUGGAGGUGUAUCAGGCAGAGGAUUUGGCAUUAAGAGGACAGGCCGUGCAGUCAUCCACAGGAUAUGGUUGGGUAGCAUCAAAUGCCAUUGACAAUUUACCCUUCACCUGCACCCAUACUGUAGAAACAUCUGAUAACCCCUGGUGGAGACUGGAUCUUCUGGAUUCUUACUACAUCUCUACAGUUGUCAUCACUAACAGAAAAGACUGCUGUGCGGAGCGACUCAAUGGAGCAGAAAUACGUAUCGGAAACUCUUUGGAAAACAACGGCAACAAUAAUCCCAGAUAUGCUGUGCUGAAUGGUGUGGCAGCUGGUCAGUCUGUGUCUGUGUCCGGUCACAAUAUGAACGGGCGAUAUGUGAACGUCAUCAUACCUGGAAGUUCAAAAAUUCUUUCUCUUGCUAAAGUGGAGGUGUAUCAGGCAGAGAAUUUGGCAUUAAGAGGACGGGCUGUACAGUCAUCCACGGCAUAUGGUUGGGAAGCAUCAAAUGCCAUUGACAAUUUACCCUUCACCUGCACCCAUACUGACACAUCUGAUAACCCCUGGUGGAGACUGGAUCUUCUGGAUUCUUACUAUAUUUCUACAGUUGUCAUCACUAACAGAAAAGACUGCUGUGCGGAGCGACUCAACGGAGCAGAAAUUCGUAUCGGAAACUCUUUGGAAAACAACGGCAACAAUAAUCCCAGAUAUGCUGUGCUGAAUGGUGUGGUAGCGGGUCAGUCUGUGUCUGUGUCCUGUGACAAUAUGAACGGACGAUAUGUGAACGUCAUCAUACCUGGAAGUUCAAAAAUUCUUUCUCUUGCUCAAGUGGAGGUCUAUAAAGCAGCUUCUAACAGAGAAGAUCCAGUGGAGAAGAUGGGAGAAGAUCCAGUUGAGGCGAGAGAAGAUCCAGUUGAGGCGAGAGAAGAUCCAGUGGAGAAGAUGGGAGAAGAUCCAGUUGAGGCGAGAGAAGAUCCAGUUGAGGCGAGAGAAGAUCCAGUUGAGGCGAGAGAAGAUCCAGUGGAGAUGAGAGAAGAUCCAGUGGAGGCGAGAGGAGAUCCAGUGGAGAUUCAGCCGUUGUUGAAUAAUAGCACUGCCAAAGGAGAAGAUUCAGUGGAGACGAGAGGAGGUUCAGUGGCGAUAGAGAUGCAGCCGUUGUUGAAUAAUAGCAAUCAGCAGCAGUGAUCUUCAUUCAGUGUAACACCAUCAACCUUACAAACACAUCAGCAUCACAUCACUUAUAACCAGUGUUGGGCAAGUUACUUCCAAAGUGUAAUACAUUAUAUAUUACAAAUUACUGUCAUUUGAAAGUAAUUAGUUACAUUACAAUAUUACUGACUCUGAACUGUAAUGAGUUACACUACUUUUGCGUUACUUUUGAGUUACUUUCAUCAAAAUAACAGAAGUAUGACUAGGCAUUUUUAAAUGUUAAAAUGUAUUUUAUUGAUGCUUAUAAAUCUAGAAGUUAUGUGUUGGCCCUCGAGCUUUGAAUAGGCACAGUGAAGACUUAUGGCAAAAUACAGUAAAAAUCACUGUCAGAAUCAUAAACAUAAACAAAUGAUCUUGGAAAAGUCUGGUAAAUUAUGGUACACAUACCAAACACAAUAAAGCUAGAGCCCACUAUAAUGCAACCUAUAGACUAAUAACAUGGCAAGACACGCAACCUCUUUUCAUUUCUAUUCUUUAAUUCACUUUAAAUUCAGAAUCACAGCACAAACCUGGCAUGCACUGGGUUGACACAACUUAUCAAAAAGUGCUAUUGGAGGAUCAGGCCUGAAGGAAUACAGCUCAUUUCAGUACAAUAUAAGGAUUACAUGUAGACUAACAUAUAAUUGCUUAAUAAAACACAGACAAACAGAGGAACACUGCUUUUUGCCAAACAAUGAAUAUAGGCUCCCAUACAAAGGCUGGUAAAAACUUUAAACAGUGAUGUUUAAAUGUACUAUUUAAAUAACCAUGUUUAAGUCUACAUUAAUGUUAUGUUGUAGUUUAGGUUGCUGUUUGUAAUAAAACUGUAGAUAGCAUAGGAAUAGCCUAGCAAUCUAUUAUGUAUAUGGACUGUAACCAUAGCAACGUUAACUUACCUUGUCAUUGCUGGUGUGGUGAAAUGGAUUUUUCUGGCAAGAUUUCUAAAAGUCUCUUUACUUUUGAGGUUCAAGCAGCAUGGGAGACCGAUAGAAACUUUCUGUUGCUUUUACUUAAUGCUCUCAGUCGCAGAAUUUUGCGUGUGCGGCGCUACCGGACCUGAUUGCGACCACUUUAGUCAAUGCUUAUACAGCCGCGGACUUCCCAGAUUCGGCUCUUUAAGAAACGCGUCAAAUACAAAAUUAAAGAAUGAACAUGCUGCAUACAGCACCUGGAAACAGACAUACGCUGCGUCCCAAACAGCCUACUUCCAUACUAUAUAGUAGGCAAAGAGUACGAGAAGUAGUGCUUUUCGCCUACUAUAUAGUAUGGAAGUAUGCUGUUUGGGACGCAGCCAUUACUAUUUUACCCGCAGCUUUUUCCUGUGUGGAUGCUGGUCGCGCGCAUUGGACAAAAAUAAAAAAAUUAAAAUAACACGUCUAUUUUUGAAAUGCAUUGUUGUAACGCGCUCGUUACUAAGACUGUAACGAGUAAAAUAUUACCAAAAUUUUAUUAGUAAUGCGUUAUAUUACUGCGUUACAGCAAAAACUAAUAUAUUACUGUAAUAUAUUAUAUUUUGUAAUGCGUUACUCCCAACACUGCUUAUAACAUCACCCUCAUAUCAUUGAGGUGAAAUAUGUGCUGAUGAACCAGAGGAAAAGAUUUAUUUUUGAUAUGCCAUUUACAUCCUUUGGUGUGUAUUAGUACAUGUUUACGAUAUGCAAAAGGUAUAAACCCCAAAGUAAACGAUGACGCGAGUUAUCUCCAAUGUAAAACUCUUCUCUUGUACUACAACAAAUACACGGAUUAUAGGCAACAGUUUACCUCCUGGGCCGGUUGACGUGGACAUGACGGUCAUUCAUCAUCAUAAUUCUUCCUGCUUUGACUCACAGCCUGUUUUCAUAUUUAAAGAAUUGACUACUGACUAAACCAUGAUUAAAACAUGAGUUUUGUGCAGUGUAGAGUAGCGCUUGUUGUUUGUCGUUUUAAUGUUUUAGUAUCCUUACCUUGACAAUCUGUUACGUUCUGCUCAAGCCACGCUGGCAAAGUUGAGCUUGGUCAUCUGCAUUUUCUGGAUCAGAUUCGACUCACAUUGAUAAGGUAGUAAAGACGAUAUUGACUCCGGUCAGUAUUGCAUUGGGAGUUGAACUUUAACAGUGUUAUAAAAACAAAAGCCUAACUUCCUCAUGUAUAACUUGUGCGUAUGCGCAAUCUCUUAAAGGUGCUUUUGCGAACCAACAUUGCUGGAAUUUUGUUAAGCAGUUACCUAAUUUACUGCAACAUAAGGGAUUUCUCAGUGCUUCAUUGGUAAGAUAAUUAUUACAAUGUGCUAAAAUAAAAUGUAUUGGUAGCAGCGAUGCAACAGUCACUGGCCCGAUUUGCCAGUUUAAAUAUUUAAGCACAAAAAGAUGCGAAACAGACCUCAAUACUUGAUUCACUAUAGCUUGAACCCAAUCCGCGUUUUAAGGCAGCAUGCAAGUUAAUGCAAAUAAGAAAGACAGCAUGCAAAUACCAACAGAGUUUAUAAUUUUAACAAAAAAAAGUCAGAAUGCCAUAAUUAUAGUAGUAAAAGUCUUUUAAAUAAAUAAAUAAACAUUAAAUUAAUAUAAGAAGUUGAGAAAUAUAAUGCGUGUGUAACAUUAUAUUGGAUCAGUGCACUUAAAAAUGCUUGUUACCUAACCGAGUGUUCUGUACAAUGAAGACCCAGCCUUGGGUUAAAAACAACCCAGCAUUUUUAGAUUGCAUAAACCUGAUGCUGUUUUUAAUGUUAAUUAAACCACAAACAAAGAAAAUCACAAUUUCUUUGUCUUGACUGAAUAACUUUUGUAACUUUUUAAUAAGAAUUUAUUUAAUUUACACCGUAAAGACUAUGCAGUAUUAUCUGGUUACUUUAUUUAGUUUCUGUAUUAAACCUGAAAACAUAUGAACAGCACCCUUUA